GAGUAAAAGAAGAUGAACUACAAAGUAUACUGAAUUACUUACUAACUAUGCAUGAGGAUGAAAAUAUUCAUGAUGUGCUUCAGUUACUAGUGGCUUUAAUGUCUGAACAUCCAGCAUCUAUGAUACCUGCUUUUGAUCAAAGAAACGGAAUACGGGUAAUCUAUAAAUUAUUGGCUUCAAAAAGUGAAAGUAUUUGGGUUCAGGCUCUGAAGGUGCUAGGAUAUUUUCUCAAACAUCUGGGUCAUAAGCGAAAAGUUGAAAUCAUGCAUACACAUAGUCUGUUUACUCUUCUUGGAGAGAGGUUGAUGUUACAUACAAAUACUUUGACGAUUACAACUUACAACACACUGUAUGAGAUCUUGACAGAACAAGUCUGCACACAGGUUGUUCAUAAACCACAUCCAGAACCAGAUUCUACUGUAAAAAUUCAAAACCCAAUGAUCCUGAAAGUGGUGGCAACAUUGUUAAAGAAUUCUGCACCAAGUGCAGAACUCAUGGAGGUUCGGCGUUUAUUUUUAUCAGAUAUGAUCAAACUUUUCAGUAACAGCCGUGAAAAUAGAAGAUGCUUACUUCAGUGUUCAGUAUGGCAAGAUUGGAUGUUUUCUUUGGGAUAUAUUAAUCCUAAGAACUCUGAAGAACAGAAAAUUACUGAGAUGGUGUAUAACAUCUUUCGUAUUCUUUUAUAUCAUGCAAUAAAAUAUGAAUGGGGAGGAUGGAGGGUCUGGGUUGAUACACUUUCCAUAGCCCAUUCCAAGGUUACCUAUGAAGCUCACAAGGAGUACCUAGCAAAAAUGUAUGAAGAAUACCAAAGACAGGAAGAGGAGAAUAUCAAGAAGGGGAAAAAAGGGAAUGUAAGCACUAUCUCAGGCCUUUCAUCUCAGACCACUGGAGCAAAAGGUGCCAUGGAUAUUCGUGAAAUUGAAGAUCUUUCACAAAGCCAAAGUCCAGAAAGUGAAACAGACUACCCAGUCAGCACAGAUACCAGAGAUUUACUCAUUGCAACAAAAGUAUGUGAUGAUGUGCUCGGAAGUGCCGAUAGACCGGGGAGUGGUGUGCAUGUAGAGGUUCACGAUCUGUUAGUUGAUAUAAAAGCAGAAAAGGUGGAAGCCACAGAAGUAAAGCUGGAUGAUAUGGAUCUGUCACCAGAGACUUUGGUAACCAGAGAAAAUGGUACCCUUGUGGAAGUAGAAUCUUUAUUAGAUAAUGUAUAUAGUGCUGCAGUUGAAAAACUUCAGAACAAUGUUCAUGGGAGUGUUGGCAUUAUUAAGAAAAGUGAAGAGAAGGACAAUGGUCCCUUAAUUACACUAGCUGAUGAUAAAGAUGAACCUCCUCAUAAUAGCACCUCAUUUCUCUUUGAUAAAAUAUCUAGCCAAGAAGAGAAGCUGCUUCCUGAAUUGUCUAGCAAUCACAUCACUAUUGCCAAUAUUCAAGAGACUCAAAUUCAUCUUGGUGUGAAUAAUGACCUUGGGCUUCUUUCUCAUAUGUCUAGCAGUACUGAUAUAGCAUGUGGUUCAAGCAUAAUAGAAAACAAGGAAUUUAAAAUUCAUACUUCUGUUGAUACAAUUGAUUCACUAUCUGAAAGGGACUUGGCUUCAUCUUCUAAAGGAUUAGAAUAUACUGAAAUGGCAGCUACAACUCUUGAAACUGAGUCUUCUGGGAAAACUGUAUCAAAUGUAGACGGAGGGAAUAUCGUAUCUGAUACAGAAAGGUCUGAUGAUGGAAAAGAAGUAGGGAAGGAAAUAAGAAAAAUACAGACAACAACUACAACCCAAGCUGUGCAAGGUCGUUCUAUUACACAACAGGAUAGAGACUUGCGUGUUGACUUGGGAUUUCGAGGAAUGCCAAUGACGGAAGAACAAAGGCGACAAUUCAGCCCAGGUCCACGAACAACAAUGUUUCGUAUUCCAGAAUUUAAAUGGUCCCCCAUGCACCAGAGAUUACUGACUGAUCUACUAUUUGCUUUAGAAACUGAUGUGCAUGUUUGGAGAAGUCAUUCCACAAAGUCAGUUAUGGACUUUGUCAAUAGUAAUGAAAAUAUUAUUUUUGUACAUAAUACAAUCCACCUCAUCUCUCAAAUGGUAGACAAUAUUAUUAUUGCAUGUGGAGGAAUUCUGCCACUGUUGUCUGCAGCAACAUCCCCAACUGGUUCUAAGACGGAAUUGGAGAAUAUAGAAGUAACUCAGGGUAUGUCAGCGGAAACAGCAGUAACUUUUCUCAGCCGGCUGAUGGCUAUGGUUGAUGUGCUAGUAUUUGCCAGUUCACUAAAUUUUAGUGAAAUUGAAGCUGAAAAAAAUAUGUCUUCUGGAGGCUUAAUGCGACAGUGUCUAAGGCUUGUUUGUUGUGUUGCUGUGAGAAAUUGUUUGGAAUGUCGACAAAGACAAAGGGAGAAAGUAAACAAAUCUUCACUAAUCUGCAGUAAAACACAAGAGACUCUUCAGGGUAUAAGUGCAACUACUACCAACAAGACUCCAUUGGAAAAUGUUCCUGGUAACCUAUCCCCAAUUAAAGAUCCAGAUAGGCUUCUUCAAGAUGUUGAUAUUAAUCGUCUACGAGCAGUUGUAUUUCGUGAUGUGGAUGAUAGCAAACAGGCACAAUUUUUAGCUUUGGCUGUGGUUUACUUCAUUUCUGUUUUAAUGGUUUCCAAAUACCGGGAUAUUCUUGAACCACAACGAGAAACUGCACGGUCUGGAAGCCAGGCAGGUAGAAAUAUCAGGCAAGAAAUAAAUUCACCAACAAGUACAGUUGUGGUUAUACCAUCUAUCCCACACCCAAGUUUGAACCAUGGAUUCCUUGCCAAGUUAAUACCUGAACAGAGCUUUACCCACUCAUUUUAUAAAGAAACUCCUGUUGUAUUUCCAGACAACAUCAAAGAAAAAGAAACCCCACCAAUUGAAGAUAUUCCAUUGGAAAGCUCUAUUCCUCAUACCGAUUCUGGAAUUGAAGAGGAGCAAAUACCCAGUAUUUUAAAUGGGACAGAUUUAGAAACAGGCCCUGGUCCAGAUGCUAUGAGUGAAUUGCUAUCUACUUUGUCAUCUGAGGUGAAGAAAUCUCAGGAAAGUUUAACAGAAAGUUCCAGUGAAAUUCUGAAGCCUGCAUCUUCAAUAUCAAGUAUUAGCCAAAGCAAAGGUAUUAAUGUUAAAGAAAUAUUGAAAAGUCUGGUAGCAGCACCGGUUGAAAUUCCAGAAUGUGGGCCUGAUCCGAUUCCUUAUCCUGAUCCUGCACUGAAAAGAGAAACUCAGCCUAUUCUCCCAAUGCAGUUUCACUCUUUUGACAGCAUAACUGCGAAGCUUGAAAGAGCUUUGGAAAAAGUGGCUCCUCUUCUUCGGGAAAUCUUUGUGGAUUUUGCCCCAUUCCUAUCUCGCACAUUGUUGGGCAGUCAUGGGCAAGAGCUUCUAAUAGAAGGACUGGUUUGCAUGAAAUCAAGCACCUCAGUGGUUGAACUUGUUAUGCUUCUUUGUUCACAAGAAUGGCAAAAUUCUAUUCAGAAGAAUGCUGGACUUGCUUUUAUUGAGCUCAUCAAUGAAGGAAGAUUAUUGUGUCAUGCAAUGAAGGAUCACAUUGUAAGAGUUGCAAAUGAGGCAGAGUUUAUUUUGAACAGACAAAGAGCUGAAGAUGUACACAAACAUGCAGAAUUUGAGUCUCAAUGUGCCCAAUAUGCUGCUGAUAGAAGAGAAGAGGAGAAGAUGUGUGAUCACCUUAUCAGUGCAGCCAAGCAUCGUGAUCAUGUUACAGCAAAUCAGCUGAAGCAGAAAAUACUGAAUAUUCUUACUAAUAAGCAUGGUGCUUGGGGAGCUGUUUCAUAUAGCCAACUGCAUGAUUUUUGGCGCUUAGAUUACUGGGAAGAUGAUCUUCGCCGGCGGAGACGGUUUGUUCGCAAUGCUUUUGGCUCCACCCAUUCUGAUGCAUUGCUAAAAGCUGCUGGAGAAUACGGAACUGAAGAAGAUGUGGUGAAAUCAAAGAAAACCUUUCGAAGUCAAGCUGUAGUCAACCAAAAUACUGAAACUGAACUCAUGCUAGAAGGGGAUGAUGAUGCUGUCAGUCUGUUGCAAGAAAAGGAGAUUGAUAAUCUUGCAGUUCCUUCCCCAGAAAACAAUUUUGUAGCAUUUUCUUUGAAGUUGCAGUAUGAGCACCUUCCUAUUGGUGGAAAUACUCGCUUUAUCCCAUCUCCCCGGAUUUUCCUUCUAUAUCCAUGA
Molecule: messenger RNA, 4193 nt
Organism: Protobothrops mucrosquamatus (brown spotted pit viper)
Lineage: Eukaryota; Metazoa; Chordata; Lepidosauria; Squamata; Viperidae
Product: neurobeachin
Exons: 25
Coding region: 48-4193 (1381 amino acids)
Biological process (GO): intracellular protein localization
Cellular component (GO): membrane; cytosol
Molecular function (GO): protein kinase binding
Source: RefSeq, a predicted model, not a curated record